This is a messenger RNA of Glycine soja, 935 nucleotides long. RefSeq names its product ubiquitin-conjugating enzyme E2-17 kDa-like. Lineage: Eukaryota; Viridiplantae; Streptophyta; Magnoliopsida; Fabales; Fabaceae. Gene Ontology annotation, cellular component: nucleus. The transcript has 5 exons. The record is from RefSeq and is a predicted model, not a curated record. Bases 296 to 655 code for a protein of 119 amino acids. Gene Ontology annotation, biological process: protein polyubiquitination. Gene Ontology annotation, molecular function: ubiquitin conjugating enzyme activity.
UUUCAAAUGUAGACGUUGAUCCUACGCUAAACGGAACCUUCUAGAACCCAAAGUUUUUCUCUCAGUUCUUCGUCAAUCAAGUCAACCCCCCAUUCAAUUUCAACCCUAUCUCUGCUCUCUUUUUCUUCAUCAUUUGUUUUUGGGUCUCUCUGUUUCCAAGAUUUUGAGUUAUGGCAUCGAAACGCAUCGUGAAGGAGCUCAAGGAUUUGCAGAAGGACCCUCCUACAUCCUGCAGCGCAGAAAAUUGCAGACAAACGCGGCCAUUACUCGAAAUCACGGUCCCGUGGCGGAGGAUAUGUUUCACUGGCAGGCAACAAUCAUGGGACCUCCUGAUAGCCCAUAUACAGGUGGCGUAUUCCUAGUUUCAAUUCAUUUUCCUCCUGACUAUCCAUUCAAACCACCAAAGGUUGCAUUUAGGACUAAGGUAUUCCACCCAAACAUCAAUAGUAAUGGAAGUAUAUGCCUUGACAUUCUAAAAGAACAAUGGAGCCCAGCACUAACCAUUUCUAAGGUCCUUUUGUCCAUUUGCUCAUUGUUGACGGAUCCCAACCCUGAUGACCCGCUUGUGCCUGAAAUUGCCCACAUGUACAAGGCUGACAAGGCUAAGUAUGAAGCCACUGCUCGUAGCUGGACACAGAAGUAUGCCAUGGGAUAAUCAUGCUCCUCCUUUAGCUGCUCACUGUAGCUGCGCAAUCAUGAUUUAUGAAGAAACAAGAUAUACUUUUAAUGAAUGUUUUGUCUUUUUUUUGUCAGUGGAAAUCAACCAUGGUAAGGGAAUUGAUGAUUACUUGUGAAUAUUUCUUUGCAAGACAUCGGUCAUGGAAGAAAUUGUUGUAAAAUGUCACAAAUUUUCUGCUUGUUGACUUGCUAUUCCAAAUGAUGGUAAUGAAAUUAUAGUUAGGAACAGGUAGUAGCUGCCUAUUGUCGUGGAACUU